Messenger RNA from Clupea harengus (Atlantic herring), 8485 nucleotides. RefSeq names its product ATP binding cassette subfamily A member 4a (gene abca4a). Lineage: Eukaryota; Metazoa; Chordata; Actinopteri; Clupeiformes; Clupeidae. The record is from RefSeq and is a predicted model, not a curated record. Gene Ontology annotation, biological process: lipid transport; transmembrane transport. Gene Ontology annotation, molecular function: ATP binding; ATPase-coupled intramembrane lipid carrier activity; ABC-type transporter activity. Gene Ontology annotation, cellular component: intracellular membrane-bounded organelle; membrane.
UUGACAACCUUUAUAUUGACAUGUUGCAAACUUUAACUUUUAAAUGGCGCGAAUCAUUUUUGGCCAUUUCCGUUUGUCAAUGGGACGCAGGUUCAUCGCACGUGUUAAACUACUUUGCACAUAAUGGCCCACUGUUGCUAAAUCUCACUUAAAAAAAUGAAACUAGUUCUCAUGUGAACUUUGCGUGAAGAUCAAAGGCUCUAUAAACAAACCCUCUGCUAAAGCAAAGCGCACCGUUUACACCUUAAAUUUGCUUUUACAUUAGGCUACUUGUUGAUCGCCCACUUGCUGCUGGCAAGAGGUCCGUAGCAAAAUGGAUGAAAGGUGUGAGUUAGUUCUCAGCAUUCAGAGAGGGGAUUAAAAUAAUCUGAUUACAGCUCCCAGUAGGAUCGCGAGAAAGCGGCAGCGCGCACUUCAGCAUGUAACGCCAGGCCAAAUGCCUAUUGUUAAACAUUUUAGGAGAUGUUUCUCUGCGCGAAUAUGUAUCCCCUGUGGUUGGUGACCUGUUAGUGACCCCUCUUGGGAGGGUCAGGGGGGGCAUAUAGUCAUAACCAUGGGGACCGGCACACAGGUCCAGCUGCUUCUGUGGAAAAACUGGACCCUCCGGAAGAGACAAAAGAUCCGUUUCUUUGCCGAGAUCAUGUGGCCUGUGAUGUUGUUUAUAGGCCUAGUAUGGCUGAGGAGGGCGAACCCGCUCUACCGACAACAUGAAUGUCACUUCCCCAACAAAGCUAUGCCCUCCACAGGGAUCCUGCCUUGGAUCCAAGGCAUCUUCUGCAACGCCAACAAUCCCUGUUUUCAGUACCCCACACGCGGGGAGUCACCAGGACUGGUAUCCAACUACAACAACUCAUUACUGGCUCGGUUCUGGGCGGACACGCAGGAGCUCCUCCUGAACGACCCGGAGUUCCUGCAGCUGGGCCGGCUGUGGCGGGAGCUCACCGUGAUGGGCAACUUCAUGGACACCCUACGGACCAAUCCCCAGCUAAUCGAAGGUCGCGGUGUGAAGGUGGAGGACAUUCUGAAGGACGACGAGACGAUCACCUCCUACCUCCUCAGAGACGUGCCUCUCACCGACUCUGUGGUCAACCAGCUGAUCAACGCCCAGGUCCGACCUGAACAGUUUGCGUUCGGAGUGCCUGAUCUCCAGCUGAAGGACAUCGCCUGCAGUCAGACCCUGCUGGAGAGCUUCCUCAUCUUCCCCAGCCGCAGGGGCCUGUACGCCGUCCGCAACGCCAUGUGCGCCCUCACCCCACAGCGGCUGCAGAUCAUUGAGGACCGGUUCUACGCCAACGUGGACUUCUUCAAGCUAUUCCGUCUGCUCCCCCGCGUUCUGGAUAACUAUUCGCCUGGAAUGGACCUGCAUUUCUGGUCGGGAGUUCUAUCGGAUGCGUCAGAGAAAAUCCAAGAGUUGUUCGAGAGGCGCAGUGCCAGAGACCUGCUGGGGCUGCUGACUUCCCUGUUCCACUUGGAUGGCACGCCAUCCUUCAGUAAGAUAAUGUCGGCCGUCUCCAGCCUUGUGUGCGGCUACUCAGAGGGGGCGUUCUCCCGCGUCACCUCCUUCAACUGGUACGAGGACAACAACUACAAGGCCUUCCUGGGCAUCGACGGCUCCAGAGGCCAGCGGGAGUAUGACUACGACUCCUCCGCCACGCCCUUCUGCAAUGAUCUGAUGAGGGAGCUGGAGUCCAACCCCAUCACACACAUCGUGUGGAGCUCAGUCAAGCCCCUUCUCAUGGGCAACAUCCUCUACACCCCCGACUCACCCGCCACCCGCAAGAUCGUAAAGAAUGCCAACACCACGUUUGAGGAGCUGGAGAGGCUGAGGAACAUGGGUCUGGCGUGGGAGGAGGUGGGCCCUCAGGUGUGGACCUUCUUUCAGGACAGCAUCCAGAUGAACAUGAUCCGGGACUCCAUCAGGAACCCCACGGUCAUGGAUCACAUCAAGCGGAGCCUGGAGAAUGCGCCCUUCUCUGUGCAUGACGUCCUCAACUUCCUGUUCAACGGCCCGGAGGAGGAGCGUGCCCCUGACAUGCCCAACUUCGACUGGCGCAACGUCUUUAACUUCACUGACCGCGCCAUCCGUGCCAUGAACCGGCACGCUGAGUGCCUGGUGCUGGAUAAGUUCAAGGCCCUCUCCAGUGAGGAUGAGCUCACCCAUCACGCUCUGGACCUGCUGGAGGACAGCAAGCUCUGGGCCGGGCUGGUGUUUGAGGAGAUGUACCCGUGGACCACCGACGUCCCCCAGCACGUCAAGUUCAAGAUCCGCAUGGACAUAGAUGUAGUGGAACGCACCAAUAAGAUCAAGGACAGAUACUGGGAUCCAGGCCCAAGGGCAGACACCAUGGAGGACCUGCGUUACGUGUGGGGAGGGUUUGCCUACCUGCAGGACAUGGUUGAACACGCGGUCAUCAAGACGCACACAGGGAAGGAGUGGCCUCUGGGAGUGUAUCUGCAGCAGAUGCCCUACCCCUGCUAUGUGGAUGACCUCUUCAUGCUGACUCUGAACCGCUGCUUCCCCAUCUUCAUGGUGUUGGCCUGGGUCUACUCGGUGUCCAUGAUAGUGAAGAGCAUCGUCUUGGAGAAGGAGCUCCGGCUGAAGGAGUCCCUCAAGACCAUGGGCGUCACCAACGGUGUCAUCUGGUCCACCUGGUUCAUCGACAGCUUCCUCUUGAUGUCGGUCAGCACCGCCCUCCUGACCGCCAUCACUAUGGGUGGAAAUGUGUUGAACUACAGCAACCCGCUCAUCCUCUUCCUCUUCCUGCUGGCCUUCACCACGGCGACUAUCAUGCAGUGCUUCCUCAUGAGCGUCUUCUUCAACAAGGCCAACCUGGCGGCGGCCUGCAGCGGCAUCAUCUACUUCACCCUCUACCUGCCGCACAUCCUCUGCUUCGCCUGGCAGGACCGCAUCACCAAGGACAUCAAGAUCAUGUUUAGUCUGUUGUCUCAGGUGGCGUUUGGCUUCGGGACAGAGUACCUGUCUCGCUAUGAGGAGCAGGGUCUGGGGCUGCAGUGGGACAACAUCCAGACGAGCCCUCUGGAGGGUGACGAGUUCUCCUUCCGAACCUCCAUCAUCAUGCUGGGCGUGGACACCGUCCUCUAUGCCCUGCUGGCCUGGUACCUGGACAACGUCUUCCCAGGGCAAUAUGGCAUCAGUCGGCCAUUUUACUUCUUCGUCCAGCCCUCCUACUGGCUAGGCCUCGAGCCUCCCGCACCCAUUCUGGAGAAGGAGGAGGUGAAGCAGGAGAAGCCGGCGUUUGACAACCUGGUGAAGCCUUCCCCCGAAAAGCAGGUGCUAAAGCCGCCCUCUCCGGAGCCCAAGAUGGCCGAUCAGGAGAGACGGAGCUCCUGCCAGCACCAGGACAUUCGAGAGAAGCUGGAGAAGGAGCGAGAUGAGCAGCUGAUGAAGCAGGAGGAGGAAGAGGAGGAGGCCUACCAUCACCUGUCGGAGGAGCAAAGAGGGAAGUCGUACUUCGAGGACGAGCCCGCGGGGCUGGUGCCGGGCGUGUGUGUGCAGGACCUGGUGAAGCGGUUCAGUGGCAGCUCCAGGCCAGCGGUGGACGGCCUCAGUAUCACCUUCUACGAGGGGCAGAUCACCGCCUUCCUGGGCCACAACGGAGCCGGCAAGACCACCACCAUGUCCAUUCUCACCGGAAUGUUCCCUCCGACCUCAGGGACGGCCUUCAUCUACGGGAAUGACAUCCGCACAGACAUGGACGCCAUCCGCCAGUCCCUGGGCAUGUGUCCCCAGCACAACAUCCUCUUCAACAAUAUGACAGUGGCGGAGCACAUCCUCUUCUACUCGCUGUUGAAGGGCAGGCCUCUGCCAGAGGCUAUGGAGGAGGUGGAGAACAUGCUGGAGGACCUGGGCCUGCCCCACAAGAGAGACGAGGAGGCCCAGAACCUCUCCGGUGGCAUGCAGAGGAAGCUCUCUGUCGCCAUGGCGUUUGUUGGCGGGGCGAAGGUGGUGUUCCUGGACGAGCCCACGUCAGGAGUGGACCCCUACUCUCGACGCUCCAUCUGGGACCUGUUGCUCAAGUACCGCACAGGCCGUACGGUGAUCCUGUCCACACACCACAUGGACGAGGCAGACCUGCUGAGUGACCGCGUGGCCAUCAUCUCCCAGGGCCGUCUUCACUGCUGCGGCUCCCCCCUCUUCCUCAAGAAGCGCUUCGGUGCUGGCUUCUACCUCACACUGGUGCGCCGCAUGAAGGACGAGCCACCACGCAUCAGAAAUGAGGCGCAGUGCGACUGCACGGACGAGUGUUCGUGUAAGUGCUCGCUCUGCACCAAGUUUAAAGACGGAGUCCUAGCCGAGCCUGUGGUUCUUCGUAGACAGAUGGAAGGGGAUGUGGAGGCCAUCACGGCCGUGGUGCACCACCACGUCCCCGAGGCCCGGCUGAUCGAGGAGAUCGGGCAGGAGCUGAGCUACCUGCUGCCCAACCAUGGCUUCAAGCACCGCGCCUACGCCAGCCUGUUCCGCGAGCUGGAGGAGACCCUCUCAGACAUGGGCCUCAGCAGCUUCGGGGUGUCCGACACGUCCCUGGAGGAGAUAUUUUUGAAGGUCACAGCUGAUGGAGAGUGUGUUGACCCCAGCAAUGGAGCAAAAGUCCAGAGUAUGAGGCUGCUAAGAUCCUGUGCCAGCAUGUUGCCGAGCAACAGGGUGGCAGUGGAUGUUGAGACAGCAGCAGAAAAGGCUAGGAAUAAGGAGGUGCACGCCAACGGCCAGAGUGGGAGGAUGACCAACGGCGAGGGCCGGGGCUCCAGACAGGUGAAAGGAAUGAGUCUGAUCAUCAAGCAGUUCCUGGCCCUGCUCAUUAAGAGGUUCCACCAUGCCACCCGCUCCAGCAAAGACUUCCUCGCCCAGAUUGUCCUUCCUGCCAGCUUUGUGUUUGUGGCUCUGAUGCUCACCAUGAUUGUCCCUCCAUUUGGAGAGUACCCCAGUCUGACCCUCACGCCCUGGAUGUACGGCCGACAGUUUACUUUCUUCAGCAAUGAGAGGGCCCAGGAUGCUGGCAUGAGGUACUUUGCAGACGUGCUGCUGAACAAGCCUGGCUUUGGAACACGCUGCAUGGCCGAUGAGCCACUGGAGGACUUCCCCUGCAACAACAUCACCACUGAGUGGGAGAUGGCGAUGGUGAACCCGGCUCUGAUUGAGAUGCUGGAGGGCCCAGUAUGGACGGAGCUGCGGCCCUCGCCCGGCUGCCAGUGCAGCACGGCCUCCAAGCUCACCAUGCUGCCAGUCUGCCCCGAGGGAGCUGGAGGACUGCCCCCGCCACAGAGGAUUCAGUCGACAGGGGAUGUGUUGUUAGACCUGACCAGCAGAAACAUUUCUGAUUAUCUGGUGAAGACAUAUCCCACCCUGAUAAGGACCAGUUUGAAAAGCAAAUAUUGGGUGAAUGAACAAAGGUACGGAGGCAUUUCUGUGGGAGGUCAACUUCCAGUCCUGGAUGUCAAACCCAAAACCAUCCAGGACACAGCAGUCCAGCUGGGACGCUUGCUCAAUGUCACAGGGGGAAAGUAUUCCAAUCUUGCUAUGAAUGAGAUAGGAACAUUUCUUAGAUACAUGGAGACUGAAUACAAUGUAAAGGUGUGGUUCAACAACAAAGGCUGGCAUGCCAUGGUGGCCUUCAUGAAUGUGGCUAAUAAUGGCAUCCUGAGAGCCCACCUGCCUGGCAGUGCCAACCAGGCUGAGUAUGGCAUCACUGUCACCAACCACCCCCUGAACCUCACCAAGGAGCAGCUCUCAGAAAUUACAGUUCUCAGCACAUCUGUGGAUGCGGUGGUGGCCAUCUGCGUGAUCUUCGCCAUGUCCUUCGUGCCGGCCAGCUUCGUGCUCUACCUCAUCCAGGAGCGGGUGACGCAGGCCAAGCACCUGCAGUUCGUCAGCGGGGUCAGCCCCAUGGUCUACUGGAUUGCCAACUUCCUGUGGGACAUGGUGAACUACUCCGUGAGCGCAGGGCUGGUGGUCGUCAUCUUCAUGGCCUUUGAUAAGAAGUGCUACACCUCGCCUGACAACCUCAACGCCCUGAUCGCCCUGCUGUUGCUUUAUGGCUGGUCUGUGACUCCCAUGAUGUACCCGUUGUCGUACAUGUUCAGUGUACCCAGCACGGCUUACGUGUCCCUGUCAAGUAUCAACCUUUUCAUUGGCAUCAACAGCAGCGCCAUCACCUUCAUCCUGGAUCUGUUUGAUACCACAGCAGCUGUCUACAAGUGCAACCAGCUCUUGAAGAAAAUACUUCUCAUCUUCCCGCACUUCUGCCUGGGCCGCGGGCUCAUUGACAUGGCCAUGAACCAGGCGGUGACUGAGGUGUAUGCACGCUUCGGGGAGGCCUUCAGCCUGGACCCCUUCGGCUGGGACUUCCUGGGGAAGAACAUGGCCUUCAUGGCUGCCGAGGGCUUCAUCUACUUUGCCCUCAACAUCCUCAUCCAGUACCGCUUCUUCCUCACUUACUGGAUGCCCGACUGCUGCGCCGCCCCUCUGGCGGACGAGGAUGUGGACGUGGCGAAGGAGAGAGAGCGCCUCCAUGGGGGGGGCUGCAGCGGCGACAUCCUUCAGAUCAGAGACCUGACCAAGCGGUACACAGGACACAAGCAUCCGGCUGUGGACCGAAUCUGUGCGGGUGUGUCUCCAGGAGAGUGCUUUGGUCUUCUGGGUGUAAAUGGAGCUGGAAAAACAACCACCUUCAAAAUGCUGACUGGAGACAUUGACGUCACCUCAGGAGAAGCCGCUGUCACUGGGCAUAGCAUCCUCACCAACAUCCUGGAUGUGCAUCAGAACAUGGGCUACUGUCCUCAGUUUGAUGCCAUUGAUGAGCUGCUCACAGGCAGAGAGCACCUCCACCUCUAUGCACGCCUGAGAGGAGUCCCUGAGUCUGAGAUUAGCAGGGUGGCUGAGUGGGCCAUCCAGAAGCUGGGCUUGUCUGAGUACGCUGGCCGCAUCGCUGGCACCUACAGUGGGGGAAACAAACGCAAGCUCUCAACAGCCAUCGCCAUGAUCGGUUGCCCAGCCCUGGUGCUGCUGGACGAGCCCACCACAGGCAUGGACCCCCACUCCCGCCGCUUCCUCUGGAACUCCAUCAUGAGUGUCAUUCAGGACGGACGGGCUGUAGUGCUCACCUCACACAGCAUGGAGGAGUGUGAGGCCCUCUGCACUCGUCUGGCUAUCAUGGUCAACGGAACCUUCAAGUGUCUGGGCACCAUUCAGCACCUCAAAUACAAGUUUGGUGAUGGGUAUGUGGUCACCAUGAAGAUCCGGGCAGCCAAGGAGGGUGCCUUCCCGGACCUGAACCCGGCCGAGGCCUUCAUGGAGAGCACCUUCCCUGGCUGUAUCCAGCGGGAGAAGCACUACAACACGCUGCAGUACGAGAUCGCCACCUCCUCGCUGGCGCGCAUUUUCCAGCUGGUGCUCGCCAACAAGGAGAAGCUCAACAUAGAGGACUACUCCGUCUCCCAGACCACCCUGGACCAGGUGUUUGUGAACUUUGCCAAGCUGCAGUCCACAGAGGAGCACACGAUGGUGCUGCACCCCAGGGCUGCGGGGGCCAGGCGCGACGUCAAGGUCACGCCGGAGAAAGCGAGGAACUGAGAACCAGGAGGGGCCGGAGGAGCCGCAUGAACCCACGAUGACUGAGAGGCCAUCUGCUCCUACCGCUCCUGCUGCUACCACUGCUACUGCUGGUGCUGCCGCCGAUGCCUCAGGCAUUGACUUCUUGCCUGGAGUUCCUUAACAAGACAGUUACUCAAACACUGUCCCACUGCGAGACUUAGCCUGCUUUGCACUUCUUAUGCCAAGGAUCUCUCUCUCUGUACUGGCUUUCUGUUAGAGAUGCAAAUCAAAGUGAAAUGAAGGAGAACAAAACAGAAGCAAAUGAGUCGGACUCGGAUAGUUUUGCUGAUUAGCACUUUAUUGAAAUCAAUAAAACUAUUUUUUUACUAAUGCGUUUUUUGAUAAGAUAAUUCAAAUAGUGCAAUAGAUGGUUUUUUUUUUUUUUAGAGUGCUCCUGCCACAGAGAUGACAUUUUCUAAGCCUCCCUAAAACCGUUCUUGCUUAUGGUUUUUGUUCAAAAGGUAGAAAAGCUUUUAAUUGCACAAAAUUGCUUGAUCAGUGUGUAUUGUCCUCUGGGCUUAUCCAGUGGUCACACCCUGAGCUGAGAUCAAGAUUCCAUUUCAAGAUAUUGAUUGAUUCAAGUCUUUUUCAUGAAAACUGUACUUUUUUUUGUCUUGUGUGAAAAAUAAACACACGUAUACAACACAACCACAUUUGCCAUUUAAAACUGUCAAUCUCAAAUUGUGGUGAAGAAUCAGCCAUCACUAUUCCUGAUAUAAUGUGUUUCAAACAAUAUUUAAGGUCAAGAGUGGUAUGUAAUACCUGCCUAAGUUUUCAUGUAACCUGAGAUGGUUUGGUGAUUUUACUCGAGUGUGAGGUGUUUGGUUUCUGAGUUUUCUGAGUGAGUUUUUGAUAAAGGUGGGAGAAAAAAAUCGA